AUGGCCGGGUUAGAAUCAUUCAAUAUGGACUUCCAAAGACACCGACCCUCGAGGAGUAUAUCAGAACACCCAUCGCAGCUACAACAGAAUUUUCAGGACCCCGAAAUGAUCAGACGACAACACCGUGAAACACUCAUGGAAAUGUCUAAAAACAAAGAUAUCCUAGUCAAUGAUACUGUGAACAAAUGUCUAAAACCAACGUGUCUAAUAUUGCAGCAUGUUGUGAGCUAUCCAUUUAUUGUGUUGCGAAGACAAUGCCAGUUACAUUAUGCAUCAACUCGUUAUCAUAUUGUGCCAUUUACAUUAAUUCCAGUAGUAUAUAGACUUGUCAAGACUCAAGGAAUUGGUGUUUUAUGGAAAGGAUUUGGGACAGUUUUACUAAUCAAAGGAAUAACAAUGGCAAUUGAAGCAUUAUUAUCAGAACUCUUUGAUUUACCAAAAGAUACCAAUUCAAUAAAUAAUUCAAAAAGUUUUGGAAAACAUAUUAUAUUAAAAUGUGCAAGUUUGAGUAUUAUCACUCCAUUUUAUUCAGCAUGUCUAGUAGAAACCGUUCAAAGUAAUAUUGCAAGUGAAAAAACUGCAUUUUAUGAUGUCUUUAAAGAAGGUUUCAUUAGACUUCUUCAAUGGAACUGUCCACAAAAAGGUCGAAUGUUACCAGUUUGGAUUAUAGUUGUGCCUACAGUAACAUAUGGAGUUUCAAGAUACAUAGCUAAUAUAUUAGUUGGUAAAAGUGUAAAACACUUAUUAGUUAUGUAUGAGCUACGAAGUUGCAAGACUGAAGUUAUUUCAAAAGAUACUGAUUCUCCAUCUUCUAUUGAUGAACGACUGGAAGCAGUUUCAGAUUUAACAGCUUCCGCAUUCAGUGAUGCUGUUCUUUUUCCUUUGGAGUUAGUUAUGCACCGUCUUUAUUUGCAAGGGACAAGAACUAUUAUUGACAAUUUAGAUACCGGAACUUCAGUAAUGCCAAUUUUAACUGGUUAUGAAGGGCCAUUAGACUGUUUUGCGACAACAGUUGCACAAGAAGGACGAUUAGGUUUAUUUAAGGGAUUUGGAGCAUUGUUACUUCAAACAUCAUUAAUAGUUAUUUUGUAUAAAGUAGUGAAAAUAAGCCUAGUAAAAGUGGUUGAUGCUUAUGCCUCUACAUCAUCAAAUCAAGCUCCACAGACUGUAAUUAAAAAACCUAAUAAUUCAAUUAAUACACAAGAACAGUCCAUUAUACCAGAUUUUAGACCUUUAAUGCGAUCCACUUCUUUUAUGAUGUAA
Macrosiphum euphorbiae (potato aphid) is the source of this 1263-nucleotide messenger RNA. The record is from the annotation of a GenBank genome assembly. NCBI's taxonomy places the organism in Eukaryota, Metazoa, Arthropoda, Insecta, Hemiptera, Aphididae.